This is a messenger RNA of Sycon ciliatum, 1470 nucleotides long. RefSeq lists its product as uncharacterized. Gene Ontology annotation, cellular component: cytoplasm; membrane. The record is from RefSeq and is a predicted model, not a curated record. NCBI's taxonomy places the organism in Eukaryota, Metazoa, Porifera, Calcarea, Leucosolenida, Sycettidae. The transcript has 7 exons. The coding region runs from base 126 to 908 and encodes 260 amino acids.
GUACUCUACCGUAGACUGAUAUCCAGAGGAAAUUGGUUCAAAAUUAAUUUCCUCGAGUGUAGAUGGCCUAAAGAGUAGUGGCACGGUACGCGGUCCAGUUGCUGCAGUAAAUUCUAUCAUUCAGAAUGGCCGUUUCUAUGCGUUUGAUUCGACGGGAUAUGCUGGGAUGCCACCGUAGUCCAUUUGCAGGGACGCGUCAGCCUGUCAGACUGUUGUUUCAGACACCGAAGCCGAACUCACAAGGCAGUGGACGCCAGGGGCGCUUCUGGCAGUCGUGGCGUCGAAUGUGUGAUAAUGCUGGCCAGACGCAAGGCAAAGGGUUCUUGGCCUGGUACAACGGCAUGCUGCAGAAAGCACCAGUGCCGACCAAGGCGAUUACCUCAGGCAUUUUGUUCGGUGCUGGAGAUGGCAUUGCCCAGUUGCUAUCCAUGCGCAGUGAGAAGGGUACACCUUUUGACCUUCCGCGCUUCCUCCGUGCGUCGGCGUUUGGGUUCUUCUUCCUCGGACCCCUCGCCCAUCUUCACUUCAACUUCCUGGAGUACUUGGUUGUGAAGAGACUUGCUGUCAGUGCAGCACUGAUGCCGUUCGCCAAGGUUGGAAUUGAGCAGUUCACAUACUGGGCUCCGGUAAUCAACGCAUUCUACCAUUUCAUUAUUGGCUUCAUGGAGGGUAUUGGCUUCAACGCGUCCAUUGAUCGCGUGAAAGAAAGGUGGCUCCCGACUAUGAAAGCUAACUACACGAUCUGGCCAGCUGUCCAGUUGUUAAACUUUAAACUGGUGCCAAUUGCCCACCAGCUGAACUUUGUCCUAGUUGUCAGCUUAGGCUGGGCUGUGUACCUGAGCUCUUUGGGAGGCGCCAAAGCAGCAGAAUCGGCGGAGUCGGUAGAGGCGGAGAAAGCCGAUGCGUGAGUAACAUCUGCUGUGGCUACACUUGACGUUGUGCCAAAUGCUGGCGAAUUUGGCAUAUUAGAAAAUGUGAAAUUUGAAAUUGCGAGAACUCUGCAUAUUUUAUUUCUUCUUCUUUUUUUGUCGAUGUUUGUGUUCUGGUAACAUGAACAUUUUGAUUUUAGUUCUGUCGCAAAACAGAUUUCUUCUCUAGAAAAUUAUUAGACAAUGGUAGAGUUUGGCCAUCUCUAGACCCCUCUGGGUGCCAACAUGCCAACGAUGUACAUGAAAGUAUCUCACUUGAGCCCAUCUCUCUGUGUGCAAACACGUUUCUGCCACUUGGGCUCACUCACUAUGCAGAUAUUUGAUGCCAUUUGCAGCCUCCGAACCGUAUAAGGUUUUUUUUACCGUUGAGCUCUCGUUUUCAUUUUUGACAGAGCCGGCUAUCGUAACAACCUGUCUCACUGAGUUAUUCUUUGCAAGCAAAAUCUUCAUACCUUUUUUACAUGUGGGAAUUUCCAAAAAAACUUAUGCAAUAAAAGAUCAAUGUCGCCUUGUGAGCCGUACCUGAUCAUUUCAAAUGAAA